UUUUUUUUUUUAUCUUUUAUCAAACAUGUGUAUGACCAAAUUCCAUUUCUCAAUUAUCCUCCUUAUUUGUCAUGCACAAUAGAUUUUAUAAUAAGAGGUAUUAACAAGACUUGUUUAUACCAUUAGAAAUCUUAAAUCUUUCUCUUGAGUAUGAAAGUGCUAAAUGUUAUCUUUGUUUGUUCUUGUCUAUCAAUCCUUCAUAAAAUAUCAUUUGCAGCUGAUACCUUGACUCAAAAUUCUUCAAUCAUAGAUGGCCAAGAACUCAUUUCUGCUAGACAAAUUUUUUCUCUAGGUUUCUUUAGUCCAGGAAGCUCAAAUAAAUACUACUUAGGGAUAUGGUACAAGAAUAUCACACCUCAAACAGUUGUUUGGGUUGCAAACAGAGAAAAACCACUUAAUAACUCAAGUGGAAAAUUAACCAUUGGUGCUGAUGGCAAUAUCGUACUUGUUGAUGGAGUAGGUAACAAGCUAUGGUUUACAAAUUCAUCAAGAUCAAUUCAAAAGCCACUUGUAAAGUUGUUAGAUUCUGGAAACUUGGUCUUGAUGGAUGAAGAGAGUUACAUAUGGCAAAGCUUUGAUUAUCCAACAGACACAAUGUUACCUGGCAUGAAGUUAGGUUGGGAUAAGAGCUCGGGGAUUGAUAGAUAUUUGACGUCGUGGAAGAGUGACGGUGAUGAUCCUUCUUAUGGAAGUUUUACUUACAACUUUGAUUACAAAGAGUUUCCGGAGUUGGUGAUUCGUCAAGGAAAGAAUAUCACAUUCAGAAGUGGGAUUUGGAAUGGCGUUCGUUUUAAUUCCGAUGAUUGGACAUCGUUUAGAGGAGUUACGGCUUUCAAGCCACAACUUUCGGUAACAAAGAAUGAGGUAGUGUAUUGGGAUGAACCUGGAGAUAGAUUGUCGAGGUUUACGAUGAGGGAUGAUGGAUUGUUGGAAAGAUAUAUAUGGGACAAUAACAUUGUUAAGUGGACUAAAAUGUAUGAGGCAAGAAAAGAUUUUUGUGAUAACUACGGAGCAUGUGGGAUGAAUGGUGUUUGUAAUAUUGAUGAUGUUCCUGUUUAUUGUGACUGUUUGAAAGGCUUCAAACCUCGAUCGCAAGACGAAUGGGAUUUGUUUAAUCGUUCCGGUGGGUGUAUUAGGAAAAUACCUUUGAACUGCACACAAGCUGAUAGGUUUCAGAAAUUUAGCAGGGUGAAAUUGCCUAUGUUGUUGCAGUUUUGGACAAAUAGUAGCAUGAGUCUCGAGGAAUGUGAGGUCGAGUGCUUGAAGAAUUGUUCUUGCACUGCAUAUGCAAACUCUGUCAUAAAUGAAGGACCUCAUGGUUGCUUGAUUUGGUUUGGUGACUUGAUUGAUAUUAGGUUGCUUAUAACUGAAGAUAGUGCACAACUUGAGCUUUAUGUAAGGUUAGCUGCUUCAGAAAUAGAUUCCACCACUAGUGCUAGUAAAAGGAGAAAGAUAGCAUUGAUUAUUUCUGCAUCCAUGGCAGUGUUUAUUUUGUGUAUCAUUUUCUACCUUUGCAAAAAGUAUGCUACAGUAAGAAAACGGAAGACCACUGCUGAUUUAGUAAAAAGAAACCAGAAUGAAGAGCAAGCGUCGCCUCUUUUUGAUAUAGAUAUCAUUCUAGCUGCUACAAACAGUUUUUCUAUUGAGAACAAGAUUGGAGAAGGAGGUUUUGGCCCAGUGUACAAGGGUAUAUUGUCUCAAGGACAAGAAAUAGCUGUGAAAAGGCUAUCAAAAACUUCAAAACAAGGAGUCACAGAGUUCAUGAAUGAAGUUGGAUUGGUCUCCAAGCUACAACACCGCAAUCUUGUGAGUGUUUUGGGAGGAUGUACUUAUGGAAAUGAAAGAAUGUUGGUCUAUGAAUACAUGCCUAAUGGUAGUUUGAACCACUUCAUUUUCGAUCCUACACAAGGGAAAAUUUUGCAGUGGAGGAAACGUUAUGAUAUUAUUACUGGAGUUGCUCGAGGACUACUUUAUCUUCAUCAAGAUUCAAAACUAACCAUCAUUCAUAGGGAUCUGAAAACUAGUAAUAUUCUACUUGACAGUGAAUUAAACCCCAAGAUUUCUGAUUUUGGUGUGUCACACAUCUUGGAAGGAGAUAGUUCAGCUGUAACAACGAAUAAAAUUGUCGGAACAAUUGGUUAUAUGUCUCCCGAGUAUGCGGUAAAUGGGCUCCUUUCCCUCAAGUCCGAUGUAUUUAGCUUUGGAGUUAUAGUGUUAGAGAUAUUGAGUGGCAUGAGAAAUAAUCACUUCAAGAAUCAAGAUCAUCCCCAUAAUCUCUUAGGACAGGCAUGGAUGUUAUGGAAAGAAGGGCGAGCAUUGGAAUUCAUCGAUGCGAAUAUGGACCUUACAAGCAUCCCAUAUGAAAUACUAAGGUGCCUACAAGUUGGUCUCUUGUGUGUUCAAAAGUUCCCCGGAGAUAGACCAGAUAUGUCUUCUGUGGUUUUUAUGUUAGGCAAUGAAAGUAUUGCACUUGCACAACCAAACAAGCCUGGCUUCUUUUCAGAUGAGAUAGAGUUUCAUGAUUAUAGUGAGAAGGACUCCUUUAGCAACAAUGCUAUGACUAUUACCUUAUUGGAAGCACGAAAUUAGUUUCCGAUUAGUCGCAUCUUCUCUAAACAUAACUGGUGUUAAAUGUAUUAGCAAAUUUUGUAGCAUUUUAUAUGUAACAUGUCCUUAUAUUAUGAAACAAUUUGAUAUGUCCCAUCCACAUAAAGUUGUGGAAAAAACUUGUAUUUAUAUUCAUUGAUCAAAGGAGAACAAUUCCUCUUUUCACAUUAGUUAACUUAAACAGUAAAUAUUAAAGAAUCAUUAACAAUGCUCCAA
This is a messenger RNA of Trifolium pratense (red clover), 2823 nucleotides long. RefSeq names its product G-type lectin S-receptor-like serine/threonine-protein kinase At4g27290. Gene Ontology annotation, molecular function: protein serine/threonine kinase activity; ATP binding. The coding region runs from base 151 to 2589 and encodes 812 amino acids. Gene Ontology annotation, biological process: recognition of pollen; protein phosphorylation. The transcript is spliced from 7 exons. The record is from RefSeq and is a predicted model, not a curated record. Lineage: Eukaryota; Viridiplantae; Streptophyta; Magnoliopsida; Fabales; Fabaceae.